This is a messenger RNA of Apiotrichum porosum, 861 nucleotides long. RefSeq lists its product as uncharacterized. The transcript is spliced from 6 exons. The record is from RefSeq and is a predicted model, not a curated record. NCBI's taxonomy places the organism in Eukaryota, Fungi, Basidiomycota, Tremellomycetes, Trichosporonales, Trichosporonaceae. The coding region runs from base 1 to 861 and encodes 286 amino acids.
AUGUCUGCCCGCCUCCGCCUCGCCAACAAGGUCACCAUCGUCACCGGUGCCGGCUCCGGUAUCGGUCUCGAGACCUCGCUCCAGUUCGCCGCUGAGGGCGCCCGUGUCGUCCUUUCGGACAUCAACGAGGCUGCCGUCACUGCCGCUGCCAAGCUCGUUGCCGAGCGUUUCCCCACCUCGGAGGCCAUCGCCGUCAAGUGCGACGUGUCCAAGGAGGCCGACAUCAAGAACCUCGUCGACACUGCCGUCGCCAAGUUUGGCCGUCUCGACGUCCUCUUCAACAACGCCGGUAUUAUGCACCCUGCGGACGACGACGCCGUCGCUACGGAGGAGAAGAUCUGGGACCUCACCCAGGCCAUCAACGUCAAGGGUGUCUGGUGGGGCUGCAAGUACGCUGUUCUUGCUAUGCGCAACAACAAGGCCGACGCUGCUCUCGGCCUCGGUAUUGGCGGCUCGGUCAUCAACGUUGCCUCGUUUGUCGCCAAGCUCGGCGCUGCUACCCCCCAGCUGGCAUACACCGCCUCCAAGGGUGCCGUGCUCGCCAUGACCCGCGAGCUUGCCAUGAUCCACGCUCGUGAGGGUAUCCGCUUCAACUCGCUUUGCCCUGGCCCCAUCCGUACCCCCCUCCUCAUGGACUUCCUCAACACCCCCGAGAAGCUGAACCGCCGCAUGAUCCACAACCCCAUGGGCCGCUUCGGCGAGGCCGUCGAGCAGGCCAAGGCUGUCGUCUUCCUUGCCUCGGACGACUCGUCGUACGUCAACGGCACCGACUUCAUGGUCGACGGCGGUCUCCACGCGUGCUACGUCACCUCGGAGCAGGAGCAGAUUGUCCCUGCCCCCAAGGGUCUCCUCCAGCAGUAA